Molecule: messenger RNA, 1863 nt
Organism: Aureobasidium uvarum
Lineage: Eukaryota; Fungi; Ascomycota; Dothideomycetes; Dothideales; Saccotheciaceae
Source: the annotation of a GenBank genome assembly
AUGGAGAAGUCGACGGACGUUGAGGCCGGCAAGGGCCCAUCAUCAAUUCCUCAUUGGCGUUUGGUCAUAGACCAAGGUCUUAUCACUGAUGAGGUAAUGAACUGGAAUUACCCAGGAUCCGGAACUGACGAGGAUCCUUACGUGGUUAACUGGAUUACCAACGAUCCUCGCAACCCAAUGUUGUUCUCGAAAGUCAAGAAAUGGGGCCUCACCGCGCUGGUAGCCAUUGCUACACUCGCAGUCGCCUUCGUCUCUUCCGCAUACUCGGGUGGUGUCAGACAGAUUCUCACUGAGUUUGGUACUUCCCAAGAAGUUGGUAUUUUGGGCGUUUCUCUCUUCGUCUUGGGUUUCGCCAUAGGUCCUCUACUCUGGGCACCUCUUUCUGAACUGUUCGGCCGUCAAGUACUGUUUGUCACCACCUAUGGUGGUUUGACUGCUUUCAAUGCUGGAGCUGCCGGGUCUAAUUCUAUGGCCACCCUCAUUGUGCUUCGAUUUUUCGCUGGUGCCGUUGGUUCCUCGCCCCUGACCAAUGCCGGUGGCGUGAUAGCGGACAUCUUCCCGGCGGAGGAGAGAGGUCUUGCGAUGACUCUGUUCGCCGCGGCACCUUUUAUGGGACCUGUACUCGGACCUAUCGUUGGAGGCUUCGUCGGUGAGACCAUUGGAUGGAGAUGGGUCGAGGGUGUCAUGGCAAUNCUUCGUGCCGCGAAGAUGUCCAAGAUGACUGGCAAGGUCUACCGCAGUAAGGGUGAUGUCGACCAAGGCCCCACAACCUUCGGCAAAGUUUUCAAGACCGCUCUCUCGCGCCCCUGGAUUCUGCUCUUCCGCGAACCCAUCGUUCUCCUCCUGUCGAUUUACAUGGCCAUUAUCUACGGAACACUCUACAUGUUGUUCUGUCAGUCAAUUAUAAUCAUGAUCAUGUCGUACUCAGCUAACGAAGACAACNNAGCUGCGUUUCCUAUCGUCUAUCAACAGAACCGUGGUUGGAGCCAAGGUAUUGGCGGUCUGGCUUUCCUUGGUGUUGCGGUGGGUAUGAUUAUGGCCGUCGUCUACUCUAUCUGGGACAACAAGCGUUAUGUCAAAGUCUCCAAAGAGAAUAACGGCUUUGCUCCUCCCGAAGCUCGUCUUCCUCCCUGCAUCCUAGGUGGUAUCUGCCUGCCUAUCGGACUUUUCUGGUUCGCAUGGACCAACUCCCCCUCAAUCCACUUCAUGGCUUCGAUCGCUGCUGGUGUACCAUUCGGUUUCGGCAUGGUGUUGGUCUUCCUUGGAAUCAUGAAUUUCCUCAGUAAGCAAUUGUUUGUUCGAUCAGAUGAGCAGCCGACUAACGUUUCUCCCNNAGUUGAUUCAUACACUAUCUUCGCUGCGUCUGUGCUGGCAGCCAACUCCGUCCUGCGUUCGCUCUUUGGUGCCGCCUUUCCNCUUUUCACUACCCAGAUGUACGGCAACCUCGGCAUUCAUUGGGCAUCGACUAUUCCUGCCUUCCUCGCUCUCGUAUGUGUGCCUAUGCCGUUCCUCUUCUACAAGUAUGGACCCAAGAUUCGCGAGAAUUGCAAGUAUGCCAAGCAAUCCAUGGAGUUUAUGCAAAACCUGCAGAAGCAGAUGGCAGGAGGCGAAAGCAAGGAGGAAGAGAAGAACGAAGAACAAGAGGCCUUCGAUUACUCGUACGAGGAUGAGUCGCACGGAGAUGCCGAGACUCCCAAGUUUGAAGAGAUUAAGACCGGAAACGACAGCCAAGGACUUGGUGGUGCCAGACUGUCGCGCACCUCUACCUAUGAACACUCGCCCUACGAUAUCGACCAUGUCAACACACGAGAGUCUUUCACCAAUUCCAGAUCUCGCGCUUCGAGCAUUCGUCGCGGCGCUUGA